Gymnodraco acuticeps is the source of this 1555-nucleotide messenger RNA. RefSeq names its product RAD51 associated protein 1 (gene rad51ap1). Gene Ontology annotation, biological process: double-strand break repair via homologous recombination; interstrand cross-link repair. Gene Ontology annotation, molecular function: double-stranded DNA binding; single-stranded DNA binding. The transcript is spliced from 9 exons. Bases 242 to 1204 code for a protein of 320 amino acids. NCBI's taxonomy places the organism in Eukaryota, Metazoa, Chordata, Actinopteri, Perciformes, Bathydraconidae. The record is from RefSeq and is a predicted model, not a curated record.
ACGUCACUUCUGCUCGGUUCAGGCGGGAAGUUGAAAAUAAUAAGCGCUUCACUUGGCUGCUCUGUAACAAAACUAACAUGCUGGUUAGCUAUAUCAGUACUAGAAGACACAAUUCACUCGGUGAAUGUACCGUUAGCAUUUGAAACAAUUAAAGCUAGGUAAGGCUAACUAACAUUAGCUUGUGUUUCAGAAGCAGCUAACCCAGCGUUGACGUGGUUAAUGUAAACUGGAUAAACAAACAAUGGACCGACCACCAAGGAAAACAAAAGUUGUGAAUUACUCUGAAGCAAAUGCCGUUGAUGAUGAUGAGGAUUUUGCUCAGGCUCCACCCAGGAAAAAGGCCAGGGAGGAGGUGAGACAGGAGCACAUGAAAUCAUCGAGCAAGCCCUCCAGUCAGGAGUCCGACUCACCAUCCACACAGAGCCCGAAGAGCAGAAGACCAUUAGAUGUGAAGCUGCUUGAACGGGAUCUAGAAGCAGCCAUUACAUUGUCCUUGCUCAAUAAUGCAGAUGGGAUAAAAGAACAGUCGGACACCAGUAAAGGAGAUGUCAAGGUUCAAGUUCCAGUCGAUGAAAACAUUGAUCCGUCCUCUUUGCACCUUUCCAACUGCAGCGUCCUUUUGGACCUGGAUGAUAUCACAUCAGAGAGGGAGUCAGCGGUCCUAUCGAGACAGAGAAAGUCUGCCUCUAAAGCCGCUCAGGCGCAGAAGAAAACGCUUGCAGAUGACGAUGAAGAAUAUAAACCCAAACUGACACCAGAUUCAGAGAGUGAUGAAGACUUCAGUGAACCAGCUGAGAGCGACGAGGAGGAAUUCACAGUGAAGAAAAUAAGCAAAUCAAAAAAGGAGAAAGCUACCAAGUACGAGAAGACCAAACCACCUUCUGCCUCUAAAAAAGAAAAGCUACCAUCAAAUCCACCAAAGUCUAAAUCACCGGCAGCAGUUUCCACACCAGUGAGGAGUCCUCCAACAGCUCAAGCUGCACCCAAAAGACCUCCUUCAUCGUCCACAGUUUUCACAGCGAAACCUGCGUUGCCUCUGAGCCCAGCAGGGGGCAAAAUACCCAAGUGGACCCCACCAGCUCAAGUUGGUAGAGGUCCUUCGUCUUCGAGUCCAGCAGUGAGGUCUCCGGGUCAGGGUCUGCGGCUCGGACUGUCCCGCCAUGUUCGAGUCAAACCUCUUCACCCCAGCCUCACCACUCACUGACCUGUCAGAUGUGUUGUCGUUUUAGCUUCAUUUUUAAAAGACGCUUGUGAAUAUUCAUUUCUGUUUGAAGAUUACAUGUAAAGUAAAUAUUUUCCCAUGAGGCUUUGGUCAAAGAUAGAACAGUCAUAGACUCAGGCUCUGGUUGUUGGAUGUCAAUCUCUAUCAGAACAGUAAUUGUGUUGAAUUACUUUUCACAUUUCUUUGAUGUAUGUACGUUCAAGAUAAACUGUUGUUGGUAUGACUGGCAAGUUGAAAUGAUCCACUUUUUUGUCUCAGCAUUCUCCCCUUUCCUAUUGUGUGCAAACACUGUAAAUUGUGUACAUAUACAAAUAAAAUUUAAAACAACUUUAA